AUGACGCUCUAUUCGACGUUUCAAAGAAACCAUGCGUCAUGGGCUGGAGAAAGACAGGCAAUGUCGUCAAAAGACACUUCCUCACAGUGGGAGAAAAAAACACAGCCAAGGACCAGGGGGGCUGCAUCUGCAAGAAGUGCAACGGCAACACACUGCACUCUGCAGCAAAGCGGAGAAUGCGACAGGGCGCCUGGCGCGGAUAAUGGCGGUGGGCGAUGGACGGCUGACGGUGGGAUAGUGGGGUCCUUUCUUUUUUUCUUCGUCCUUCCCGUCCACGACUGUCCUCUUUUCUCCCGGUCUCUAUCUCUCUUGUGGAUGCUCUGA
Messenger RNA from Colletotrichum scovillei, 324 nucleotides. RefSeq lists its product as uncharacterized. Lineage: Eukaryota; Fungi; Ascomycota; Sordariomycetes; Glomerellales; Glomerellaceae. The record is from RefSeq and is a predicted model, not a curated record. Bases 1 to 324 code for a protein of 107 amino acids. The transcript has 2 exons.